Zootoca vivipara (common lizard) is the source of this 1498-nucleotide messenger RNA. Lineage: Eukaryota; Metazoa; Chordata; Lepidosauria; Squamata; Lacertidae. The record is from RefSeq and is a predicted model, not a curated record.
UUCCGCCAGCGUGAGCGCCUGGGCUGCUGCGAGGCUCGUCUUGGCAAAGGAGUUCCGCCGCCGCCGCCAAGCAGCUCGUCGCCUGGCUGCUGCUGCCGCGUCUUUUCCCCCCUUGGACGAUGUUCGAGGAAGCCCCGUGGGGCGAGGCGGCGGAGCUGGAGCUGGCAGGCCGCCUGCUGCCUCCCCGCCCGCGGGCUCAGAGCCCCGUCCGGAGCAGCCCCGCCGAGCGCCGGCGUCUCCUGGCCACCCUGCGCCGCCUGCAGAGCUCGGCGCCGCGCCCGCCUUCCCCGUCCUCCUCCGGCCGAGGCAGCAGCGCGUCGGACUCGGAAGCCGAGCAGCCGCGAGAGAGGAAGCGCCCGAGGAAGGCGCCGCCGUCUGGGUCGCCCCCCGGGUCCCGCGCCGGAGCUCCGCAAUCGCAGCAGCAGCGCCUCCCGGCCCGGAAGGAAAAGCCGGCGCCCCGAGCAGACAAAGCAGCUGGAGGUGGAGACCCUGAGCCCAGCAGCAAGCAGAGGAGCGCUGGGGCAAAGGCAGCUGCAAAGGACCCAGAGGAGGAGCCACGGCAGCGGCUGACCAGGAGACAGUGGAAGAACCGCCAGAAGAACAAGCGUCGCCAGAAGAGGCUCAAGGCAGGGCUGGGCCACGAGGAGCCCCCCGUGGCCUCUGCGGCAGCAGAAGAACCCCCUGCAGUCCCUGCAGCAGCAGAGGAGCCCCCCAGCAGCCAGGAAGACCCAGCAGCCCAGGAACCUCUCAGCGAGAGAGCAGCAUCCCUGCGGCUGCGCAUGGAGGAGCGGCUGGAGUCAGCGCGCUUCCGCUUCAUCAACCAGCAGCUCUACACAUCCUCCAGCCAGCAGGCGGUCCAGCUCUUCCAGGAUGACCCUGAGGCCUUGGCGGUGUAUCACCGGGGCUUUGCCCGGCAGGUGGCCCAGUGGCCUGAAAACCCUGUGCAGCGGUUUGUGCGCUACCUGCGUCAAAGACCAGCGUCACUCGUGGUGGCAGAUUUCGGUUGCGGGGACUGCAGGCUGGCACGCAGCGUGCGGAACAAAGUGCACUGUUUUGAUCUGGUGGCUCUGGACCCCCGAGUCAUUGUCUGCGACAUGGCCCAGGUCCCCCUGGAUGAUGAAUCUGUUGAUGUGGCUGUGUUCUGCCUGGCACUGAUGGGUACUAACCUGCAGGAGAUCUUGGAAGAGGCUAACCGUGUGCUACGAGUUGGGGGGACCCUCCUGGUGGCCGAGGUGGCCAGCCGCUUCCCGGACGUGCGGGCCUUCGUGGCGGCGCUCGCCCGGCUCGGCUUCCGGCUCCUCAGCAAGGACGUGACGGGCAGCCACUUCUUCACCUUCGAGCUGCGCAAGGCAGAAGCGCCGAAGCGGAAGGGGCGGGGCGAAAGGGCUCUUCCGGGACUGGCGCUCCGCCCCUGCCUCUACAAGCGGCGGUGACGUCAGGGGGCGGGGCUUCGUCUGGGCCGCCGUCGCGUCGCUCUGAAUAAAGUGCUUUUCUCGAA